GAUAGUUAUAUAACUGUUCUUAUUCCUUCUCUAACUAAUACUUCCGGUUUGCGUUCCACUUGGAGAAUCUAUUCUGUGUUUGCUUUAACACAGCCUUUUUUCAGCCAUUUUGGUUAAUAGAAGACGAUAUUUUCAAAGUUCUAUCUUAAAAUAAAAAGUUUUUAAGAUGCCUUCUGUUACUUUGAAAGACGUCGAUCAACAUGAAUUCGUCAAAACAUUCGCCAGUUUCUUAAAAAAGACAGGAAAGGUAAAGUGCCCCGAAUGGGUUGACAUUGUGAAAUCAGCCCGUUUCAAGGAAUUGGCACCUUAUGAUCAAGAUUGGUUCUACAUUCGGUGUGCUGCUGUAGUGCGUCACAUUUACAUUCGCAGCCCAAUUGGUGUAGGUGCCGUGACAAAAAUUUUCGGUGGACGUAAACGAAAUGGAACACACCCAAGUCAUUUCUGUCGAUCGGCUGGUGGAGUCGCCAGAAAAGUCUUGCAAACUUUAGAAUCACUGAAAUUAAUUGAAAAAUCGCAAUCAGGUGGUCGCGUGCUCACUAGUGCGGGUCGCAGAGAUCUUGAUCGUAUUGCUGCACAAAUUAAAGCCAAAAGUAAGAAGCAAAUGAAGUUACAAGAAACACUUGUUUUAUAAGUUGUGCAUUGUAAUAAAUACAUUUAAAAAAGUUG
Messenger RNA from Leptopilina boulardi, 666 nucleotides. It is a transcript of the gene RpS19a, whose product is annotated as 40S ribosomal protein S19. Gene Ontology annotation, molecular function: structural constituent of ribosome; RNA binding. The transcript has 3 exons. Gene Ontology annotation, biological process: translation; ribosomal small subunit assembly. The coding region runs from base 167 to 631 and encodes 154 amino acids. NCBI's taxonomy places the organism in Eukaryota, Metazoa, Arthropoda, Insecta, Hymenoptera, Figitidae. The record is from RefSeq and is a predicted model, not a curated record. Gene Ontology annotation, cellular component: cytosolic small ribosomal subunit; ribosome.